UUCCCUUGCUAUCAUGAAGGCUCAAGUCAUUGAGGUUCUCCUAGUAAUUCUGACCCUAACCCUUAUUCUAACCAUCAUCCCCCUCUUCCUAUUAGAUUAUCCCCCUUUAUUUCCAAAUCUGUCAAAAACUAAUCAAUGUUUGACACAAUUUAUGUCAAGAAACCUCUCUCUACUUUCAUACUCUACCAAAGUCACCAACAAAGAUGAAUCCGGCGAGUUUAUAGGGACGGCGGCAACGGCAAUUGCUACCCCCACCAGUGAUGAUCGUUUGAAUUGGUUGAUAGAGACGAAGGUGAUCAAGAACUGUGACAUAUUUAAAGGAAAAUGGGUUCCACAUCAAGAGGGGCCUUCCUACACAAAUUGGACAUGCCAGGAAAUCCAUGAACAUCAAAAUUGUUUCAAGAAUGGGAGGCCUGACACAGAGUUCUUGAGAUGGAGAUGGAAACCAUAUGAGUGUGAGUUACCUCGGUUCAAUCGACUUCACUUCUUGAAUAUUGUUAGAGGGAAGUCCAUGGCCUUUGUUGGUGAUUCUGUGGCAAGAAACCAAAUGCAGUCUCUCAUGUGCCUCUUAUCUAAUGUGGUGCACCCAGUAGACGUUUCUUACGUACAAGAUGGAAGAUUCAAGCGCUGGCUGUACACAGACUACAACUUCACCAUUGCUUCUUACUGGUCUGCACACCUUGUAAGGACAACUGAAGCCAAAACCAGAGGUCCACGUGUCCCUCCCACAACAAACCUUUACCUGGACGAGUUUGACGAAUCCUGGACAGCCCAGAUCAGCAAUUUUGACUACGUCAUCAUCUCCGCUGGCCAUUGGUUCUGGACCCCAGCCAUAUUCUAUGAAAAGGGUCAAGUGGUAGGGUGCAAUGCUUGCAAUGACAAAAACAUCACAGACCUCAACAUCUUCUAUGGUUACAAGAAGGCUUUCAAUACUGCCUUUGAAGCCCUUAGAAUGGAAAGCUAUAAGGGUAUGACUUUUCUGAGGACUUACUCUCCUGCCCACUAUGACAAUGGGGUGUGGCACAAUGGAGGAACAUGUACAAUGAAAAGACCCUUCACCACCCAGGAAAAAAGGUUGGACGGGUUGGAGCUGAAGUUCCAUAGGACCCAAGUGGAGGAACUUAGGGCUGCAGAGAUUGAAGGGAGUAAGAGAGGUUUGAAGUUUAGGUUGUUGGAUGCUUCUCAGGCAAUGGUGUUGAGGCCAGAUGGGCACCCUGGGCGUUAUAGCCCUUCGUAUAGGAAUAAUGUGUCUGACUGUGUGCACUGGUGCUUGCCUGGUCCUAUUGAUGUAUGGAAUGAAAUGUUACUUCAUAUGUUGAAGGUGGACAAGUUAGAAGACUCUUGAUGGGAAGAAUUAGAGGGGUUUUUUUUUUUGUUUUUUGUUAGAAAUAAUAAAGAUUUAUGCGAGGGAAAUUGCACUUUGGCACUAUUGACGUAUAUUGAGUCCUAACCCAAUAUUAGGCAAUUCAAUAUAUUCUUUGCCAAGAUUGGUAGUACAAUUUUGGUAAGAUUCUAUAUUGCAUGUUCAUAUUUUUUAAAGUCUCCAACCUUGUAUAGAACCCUAGCCGACUAGGGCAUUCAUCUCUUGUAUAUAUUGUAAUAUCCUCUCUAUUGAGAGUUUGCUAUGCAAACACAAUAACUUGUGUCAA
Macadamia integrifolia is the source of this 1649-nucleotide messenger RNA. Its product is annotated as protein trichome birefringence-like 19. Lineage: Eukaryota; Viridiplantae; Streptophyta; Magnoliopsida; Proteales; Proteaceae. The transcript has 2 exons. The record is from RefSeq and is a predicted model, not a curated record. Bases 14 to 1345 code for a protein of 443 amino acids. Gene Ontology annotation, molecular function: O-acetyltransferase activity. Gene Ontology annotation, cellular component: Golgi apparatus.